UGGGUGGGUCUACACUAUUUGUGGUGGGGCUUGUCGUAGUAAUAUUGUACUGGUAGCUAAAAGUGUUGCUUUAAAAUCAGAAUUCGAGCUAACAGCAACAAAGCCAUUACACCUUUUGCAAUUUUUCAUUGUCAGUUUUCAACGAAAGGAUUAAUUUGGGGAUUGAUUUUGAAAUCGCUAUGCCUUUGGAAGGUUCUCCACUUUCAUACGUCAUGAAAUGGCGUUUAUGUGGUGGACUAGUGUUUAUUUUUCUCGGAUAUUGCAGUAACAUUGUCUCUGGGCAUAUCCGGUAUUCAAUACCGGAGGAGAUGAGGAAAGGAUCGCUUAUCGGUAACGUAGCUCAAGACCUUGGAAUAGAUUUGAAAAGGCUUCGUGCGGGUCGGGCCCGUAUUGUGACCGGAGAGAACAUUCAAUACACGGAGCUGAAGACAGACAAAGGGAUUCUAGUCGUGAGUGAGAAAAUAGAUCGAGAGCAGCUUUGUGGCGACGUCACACCAUGUAGCUUCAGUUUUGAGAUCAUACUAGAAAACCCGAUUGAAUUGCAUCGUAUUACAGUUGAAAUUGUGGAUGUAAAUGACCAUGCACCAGUUUUUCCAAUCAAAGAUAUACAUUUUGAAGUGAGCGAGUCGGCCUCUAUUGGAGCACAAUUUCCACUACAGCACGCCGAGGAUCCCGAUGUUGGACUUAACGCCCUGCAGAAUUAUGUUUUAACUCCCAAUGAUAACUUCAUUCUAAAACAACAUGCAAACCCAGACGGUAGUAAGUAUGCUGAAAUGAUUUUACAGAAACCAUUAGACCGAGAAGAGCACCCUCUUCUCUCCCUAAAGCUGAUCGCAGUAGAUGGAGGCAAUCCGCAGAGAUCUGGAACAGUAGACAUAAAGAUUACUGUCCUAGAUGUGAAUGAUAAUGCCCCCGUAUUCAACCAGUCAGUAUACAGGGCAGUUGUCAAAGAAAACUCCCCAAAGACAAAAUAUAUUACAACUGUGAACGCCAGUGACGCAGACAGUGGAUCAAACGGUCAAAUAACGUACAGCUUUUCCAAGCAGAAAGGUAGCAUUGAGGAAAUAUUCAGCAUUGACGAGAAUACAGGAACUAUAUCUGUUUCAGGCAAAAUUGAUUAUGAGAAGGAUAAGAAAUACGAAGUGAGAGUAGAAGCCAAGGACAAUGGCGGCUUAACAGGCACCAGUAAAGUUAUUAUUGAAGUAGUUGACGUAAAUGACAACGCACCAGUGAUAAACGUAAUGUCCUUUUCCAGUCCUGUGUCGGAAGAUUCUCCUCCAGGUACCACGAUUGCUGUUAUAAAUGUUAAAGAUGCUGACUCUGAGAGAAAUGGACACAUUUCCUGCUCAAUUGAUAGUAAACUUCCGUUUAAAAUCACGUCUUCGUUAUCCACCUACUAUAAUUUGAUCUCAGAUGUAGCGUUCGAUCGAGAAUUGACGGAAGAGUACAAUAUUACCAUAACAGCAACUGAUUCAGGUUCACCUCCCCUGUUCAGCCUCAGAACAUUGCUUCUAAGAAUCUCUGACGUGAAUGACAAUGCUCCGGUAUUCGAUAAAAGCAAAUAUUCAGCCUACAUAGAAGAAAAUAACUCCCCUGGUAUGUCAAUAUUUACAGUACAAGCGCAUGAUUCUGACUCAAAUCAGAACGCAAGGAUAUCCUAUCUUAUCGACGACGCCCAGCUCGGUGGUAGUCCAAUCUCUACCUGUAUAUCCAUCAACUCUGAGACUGGAGUGUUACAUGCUGUUAGGUCAUUUGAUUAUGAACAAAUCAAAAGCGUAGAACUAGUUGUCAAGGCGCAAGAUGGUGGCUCUCCUCAGCUCAGUAGCAAUGUGACAGUGAACAUUCUCAUCCGAGACCAGAACGACAACGCACCUCAGGUUCUGUACCCAGUCCAGACUGGCGGCUCUCUGGUGGCUGAAAUGGUGCCUCGUUCAGCAGAUGUGGGCUAUCUGGUCACUAAAGUGGUGGCUGUUGAUGUGGACUCUGGACAGAAUGCCUGGCUCUCGUAUAAACUGCAGAAAGCCACAGACAGGGCGCUGUUUGAAGUGGGCUUACAGAAUGGGGAAAUAAGAACUGUUCGCAAAGUGACUGAUAAAGAUACAGUGAAACAAAGGCUCACUGUUGUAGUGGAGGACAACGGGCAGCCCUCUCGUUCAGCUACAGUCAAUGUUAACGUGGCGGUGGCGGACAGCUUCCCUGAAGUGCUCUCGGAGUUCACUGACUUUACGCACGACAAGGAUUACAAUGACAACCUGACUUUUUACUUAGUCUUGGCCUUGGCUGUAGUUUCAUUUCUGUUCAUCACGUGUUUGGUGGUUAUUAUAUCAGUGAAAAUAUACAGAUGGAGACAGUCUCGCAUCCUCUAUCAUUCCAAUCUCCCGGUGAUUCCGUAUUAUCCACCGCGUUACGCAGACACUUUGGGAACGGGAACUCUGCAGCACGUGUACAAUUACGAGGUGUGCAGGACGACUGACUCCAGGAAGAGUGACUGUAAGUUCGCCAGACCCGGUAGUCAGAACGUCCUGAUUAUGGACCCCAACUUGACAGGAACCAUGCAGAGGAUACAGAGUGAAAAGAACAUCUUAGACGAACCAGACUCUCCACUGGAGGUUAGUGUGCUGUAA
Molecule: messenger RNA, 2624 nt
Organism: Osmerus eperlanus (European smelt)
Lineage: Eukaryota; Metazoa; Chordata; Actinopteri; Osmeriformes; Osmeridae
Product: protocadherin gamma-A11-like
Exons: 1
Coding region: 180-2624 (814 amino acids)
Biological process (GO): homophilic cell-cell adhesion
Cellular component (GO): plasma membrane
Molecular function (GO): calcium ion binding
Source: RefSeq, a predicted model, not a curated record